UGGAUUAUUCCUAUUAAUGAAACUAAUUUUACUGUGGUGGUUGAUUUUCAACAUGUAAUCCACUUUUCAUUUGCUUGAAAAGUUGUUCACUAAUUUUCUAUCAAAUCAUUAAAAUAAAUUUGUUAAAAUAUGCAUAAAGUCUGUCUGUAUAUUUUUGAAAUCAAAUCAAAUCAAAUCAAAAAUUGUUUUGCGUGCUGUAUGUAACUCAGGUUGAAAUUGAACUACGAAACUGUCGCUAAGAGACCUCAAGAGUCAAGAAAAGAGUAAAUUUAUUUUUUGUGAGAAUUAGUGUGCUAAAUUUAAAUUUGUGUGCUAAAUUUAAGUGUUAAAUUAGUAUAUAACGUACGCAGUUCAUCAUGAGUUUAGCUUUAGAUCUAGUUUUAGUCAAGCACGGACGUUGUGCGGAAACUGAUCUCUCCAAUAUGAAUACGAGUUUAGUGUUAAUUAUUUUUGUGUUAAUUUUAAAUAUUUGUAUCUGCCGUAAUCAUAAUGACGUUAGUGAAUCACCUUCGUUAAAAUUGUGGUCUAAGGAGAAGGAUUCAAUAGAAUACUAUACGAAGCCCAAAAACGGUAUCACGGUCCCGAUCAUGAUUCAUUUAGACAAGAAUCUCUCGACGAAGCUUCCGGUAAAAAACAAAAUGAGAUCGCAAAAAUUCAAAAUGGCCGCCCGAAGAGUACUCAGAGACGUCGAAGAUAUAUUCGAACAUUCUAGUCUGAAUCUGACCAUUUCUUUCCAAUUGUUAGACGUUAAAAUAUUGAAAAACAAAAUAGCUAAGAUCGCAAUGGACGGGGACGUCGUGAAAUACUUGAAGACUUAUUGUCGCUGGCAAGGGGAACAGAAGUUGAAACACGAGAAUUGGUGGUUCUCGAUUCUUUUUACGGGAUUGGAUUUGUUUUACUUCGAUGAUAUGGGACAUGCCGCUAAGCGAGUCACCAGUCGAAGCUACAUGAAGGGUAUGUGCAGUAUAAACAAUAGCUGCACUCUGACAGAAUGGGGGAACAAGAAUACAGCGUUCAUGUUGGCACACGAAAUCGCGCACAGUUUGGGUGUUCCUCACGACGGCUAUCCUAACAACGAGUGUCGCGGGCGGCACGUAAUGAGCGCUGUGUUUAGUCCGUUAUCGCACAAUCAAGCUAAGAGCUGGUCUCCGUGCAGCAGACGAGCAUUGAAACAUUAUCUAUCGAGCAAGCGAGCGUGGUGUCUGAAGCCGGAAGAAAAUAACAAAUAUAUUUUAGUGUAGGAUUUAUUUUAAGUAGUAAAUUAAAUUGUCUUACUAAAUGUUUUAUUUAA
Molecule: messenger RNA, 1291 nt
Organism: Bombyx mori (domestic silkworm)
Lineage: Eukaryota; Metazoa; Arthropoda; Insecta; Lepidoptera; Bombycidae
Product: A disintegrin and metalloproteinase with thrombospondin motifs 17
Exons: 5
Coding region: 357-1241 (294 amino acids)
Biological process (GO): proteolysis
Molecular function (GO): metalloendopeptidase activity
Source: RefSeq, a predicted model, not a curated record